Molecule: messenger RNA, 1446 nt
Organism: Linnemannia hyalina
Lineage: Eukaryota; Fungi; Mortierellomycota; Mortierellomycetes; Mortierellales; Mortierellaceae
Source: the annotation of a GenBank genome assembly
AUGAACAGCUACACGAUCGAGACGGUGUUAGAGACAAGGGAGCCAGGCGUAAUUGAACUGUUUGGGAACGCCCCAGGAGUCGUCCACAAGGUCUCCGGGGUGGUGCACCUCCAUGUCGACAAGACCAUUCAUCUCAAAGAGCUCAGCGUCGUUUUCCUCUGCGAAGCGGUGGUGGGGUACAGGUCGUCGGUAAUCUCGACAUCUUCGGACCCAAUGACGAUCUACCGGAACCAAUUCGACGCUAUCCCUGCUUCUUCCUCAUCAUCCACUGAAUACACACCCGGAGACUACACCUUCCCCUUCCAACUCGCCAUCCCUUCCGACCUCUCCACGACGGACUCUACAAAACUCAUCUCCCAGGAAUUCAUCUGGAUGUACCAUCUCACCACAAUCGCCGUCCCUGCCAACCUGACAAAGGGGUCCACGAUUAGCUCGCUUUUCCAGAAGAGAAAGACGAUCCAGAUGCCGUUGGUGUUGCGCAAGUGUGUUGUUGAGCAGUCUGGAAGGAAUAGUGUCAGGUGUAAUGCGAGACGGGAUGGCAGAAGCGAGAAGGACGGAGGGUUUAUGGCGGUGAUCUUCGUGCCACAGGUUGUGAAUGUGAAGCAGACGAUUGUUCCGAUUACUGUGCAGAUGAAGGGGUCUGGUGGGGGGAAGAGGUGGAAGGUGAAGGAGAUUCAGGCGCAGAUGAUUCAGACGGAGAAGGUGGUGCAUAAUUCGCCGGAAGCCUAUAAUUCCAUGGAGGGGUUGCGUCGCAUGAUACCGAUCGGAAUUCAAGAUGACCCAAUGGCGCCGAAAAAAUUCAAGAAACCAACCCACCGCUCAAGCGCUACCGCAACCACACCCAGCGCCACCACCGACAACGCUAAUCCCAACACCAACGCAAGCGCGAGUGUCGGAUCCAUGAUAAACACAACCCAGACAAAGACAAUCUCCAACCUCGUCAGUGUCAAGGACCCAAACCAGUACACCGAAGGCGUCCACUCCUCCCCUGGCCAGGACUACUCCGAAACCUUCGAAUUGGACCUAACCGCUGGGGAGAAACUCGUUAACGCGAGUGGAAAUCAGACCGAGGUCUUGACGUCUGAGGUGUUGCCCUGGGUGACGAUUAGUCAUGCGGUCAGGUUUAGGGUGUUGUUUGAGGAUGCCGGAGGGGAGAAGCCGUUGGUGGUCAAGGCACCCGUGCAGGUUGCGUAUGUGGUUGGGAGGGAGAGUAUUAACUUGGCGUCUGGACGGCCGGUUCUGCAGGGGCAAGUUGUUGAAAGUGCGGCUGGAGUUGAUGAAUGGAUGUAUUCGGAGAGUGCGCCGGGGUAUGAGUACAGUCCUGACGGUGCACAAGAUGGGGGAUUGGGGGAUGUGCUGCCGGGCUAUGGGGAAGAUGUGGGGCGGUCGAAUCUCUUGGAUUCCAAUCUUCGUAGCAACCAGGAGUAUGGUCUUUCUGUUAAGUAG